Dreissena polymorpha is the source of this 4321-nucleotide messenger RNA. Its product is annotated as F-box only protein 33-like. Gene Ontology annotation, biological process: positive regulation of protein ubiquitination; SCF-dependent proteasomal ubiquitin-dependent protein catabolic process. The record is from RefSeq and is a predicted model, not a curated record. Gene Ontology annotation, molecular function: protein binding. Gene Ontology annotation, cellular component: SCF ubiquitin ligase complex. NCBI's taxonomy places the organism in Eukaryota, Metazoa, Mollusca, Bivalvia, Myida, Dreissenidae.
AACAAAUGGCAGGAGACAGCUGGGCACUAAUACCCAGCGUGAUUAUUCUUGAAAUACUUUCGUAUCUUUCGCAGAAGGACCGAAUAAGUGCAACUUCAACGUGUAAAAGGUGGAGAUCUUGCCUAUUCCAGCCGAAAUUGUGGAAAUCAUUGACGCUUAAUCUUAAUAAACAUCAAAGAGAGAGGACGAACUUCUUAAGUGACGUAUGUGGACGUUUUGUUCGGGAAUGCGCAAUUCGCUUCAACCCAAGCAAGGUGGAAGAGGUUGUGAAGAGCUUAAACGUUCUUGAUUCCUUAGUGGGAAAUAUCAACAUUCAAGUUUUGCAACUUCAGCCGACAAGUUGUCAUUUUGAUUGGGCAAAUAUUCCAGAUUUUAGAUACAUUCAAAAAGUACAAGAAGUUCUUCGUAGCUGCCGAAAGUUGAUACACCUGUCAUUAGGAUGCUCGGAAGAUGUUCUUGCUCACUCUAGUGCUCUGGUAGAAACCCUGGCCACGAAUCACAGCCAUUCACUGCAGGCUUUCCAUCUUGCAAGUGUUAAGGAAGACUCUGAGAACUAUGGAAUAGUUGACCUCAAUGUUGAAAAUUUCCAGCAUUUUACUUCUCUGAAACAUCUGAGUAUUGAUUAUGAUUUUGUUGAUAGCAGACUUCUGAAAGGUUUCUGUCGUAAAGGACAAUAUCAACUGGAAAGACUGAUCAUUCACGUUCACGGUGUUGGUCAAGAACAAGAAAUAAUUUCCAAUUCAAGCUGGCGAGAAUUCACAAAUUACAAUAAACAUGUAGAAGUUACUUUGAACCUGAUACAUUCCUUUUCUGGAGUUGAGAAGCUAGUUGAUAUCUUGAAGAGAGACCUUCCUUUGACACAUUUCCGUCAGUUUUUCUGUUCUAUGAUCAAUGAUGCAGCUUUAAGACUGAUGGCAAACCAGUACUCUUACUGUUUGAAAUCCAUUGAAAUUGUUGAUGGCAUGGAAAAUGGAGAGUGCAACUGGUACAACUUGGCAGAAAUAGAUGAAGAUCCGUUCAUCAUGCUGGCAUGGAAGUGUCCACGGUUGAACAAGAUUUCCAUCAUUGGUAAAUACACAUUCGUUAUAGUAAGGGGUACGAGGAUGGUUGAUGAAAAUCUGGUUGCGAUUGCAAGACUGCGUGAAGACACUCUGGACACUCUGGCAGUGCCAGAGUGCUGCAUCCACUAUGAGGAGAUGGACAGCGAUCCAAACCCUUCAGAAACCCACCUCAGGGAGCUGGCCUGCAGACUGUCACACAGGAUCUCCAAAAGUCUAGGCCGGAAUUGGCGACCACUCCCUGACGACAGCCUGCCUGAAGCCAUUUUUGAUGAAAUGGCGAAUGCUGAGGAAGUGUAUAACCACAUCUUCUUGGAGGAUCAGAAAUACAUUCAAAUGUAACCUGGUUAUAUGUGAUCGACAUAGACAAAAGUCUCAACAUUGUGUUCAACAGCCUGUGAUAUUUGACCAACAAACAGUUGUUUCACAGACAUAGCAACAUCCUAUAACAGUGCCAACUUAUUAGGAGAUGGUAUGGUCAACUUGUUCAAUCUCAUUAUUUAUUACAUAAUCUCAAAACUGAAUAUUCCACUGCUAGCAGGAAAUAGCAUUACAAAUUGAAACGCCUUAGGGUAAUGUGGAGGUGCACUUUGUUUUCUGUGAAGAUACGAGCCAUCCAGAAAGACCAGUGGUGUUUUUCUUCUUGUUUCUUUGUAUAGUGUGUAAAAUGUUGAUGCUUCUUUGCUUGUGUGUUUAAUUGCUUUGAACUCGUGACUGCUAGCUUGUAUAUGAGUGUAACAUGAGCGUUGUUGUUGCAUGUUACUUUGUUAAACUGGCUUUGUAUUCUUAAGCUUUGAUUUUUAAAUAAUGGCAUCAAGAGAUUGCAUGUCAAAAAAGUAUGUUGUUUUCAAAAGAAUCAAAGUUUAUGUAUUUUCUGAAAUUAAUAAUGGUAUUUUUUUGUUGUUGUUCGUUAGCUGACCAGAGCAUUAAUUGCUUAUUAAAAUUAAAAUACUAUUUUAAAGUGGUUUCAAACAUCAGUUUUAUGUAAAAUUAAAACAUUCGUUAUCAUUAUUAAAAUGAAUUAUAAAUGAUAUUAAUUCAAGUUUUCAUGAAGAUGCAAAAGUUACAAGUAAAUAAAAAUAAAUAUGGAGGGAUAAUUUUCGUCUGUUGACAUUCCACUAGUUGUUCCUAAUUCAAUAUCAAUUAUAAAAGGCAUUGAUUGUUUGUCGGUAAUCGGCUAAUCCAAAACCUCUAUGGAACAUUCCUUUUCUGUUGUUCAUUUGCAAAUAUGUACACACAAAAAUAGAAUCAAACAAAUGGUUGUUGACAUUGAGGUAUUGAUGUUUGAAAUUGCUAGUAUUUUAUACAUGUAUGUUACUAUCUACAGUUACCUAACACUUUCUAGAUCAAACACACUAGUCAGUAUACAUGUAUUUCCAUUAUGUUUUACCAUACAAUCUUAUUUUAAAUUGUUGCAGCAAUUCAUUAUGAAUUUGAUAUUAAACAGAUGUUGAUGUCAGAUUACUUUUUACAAUUAACACUUUUUGUUUAUGUUAUUCCAUCCUGUUGUUAUAUGGAUUAAGUGCAUAUAAACAUAUCUACUCCUCACUAUGUCAUAAGUGGCAAGCGAAAAUGCAUUUAUAUCCUGCCCCUGUGCUUGUGAGCUUGGUUACUGGUCCUUAUUCGGGACAUUUGGGUUUUUAGCUCACUGACCAAGGCCUGAAGAGCUUAUGUCAUGGCAUGGUUUCCGUCGUCUGUCCGUGCGAGCGUGCGUUGGACUUUUUCUUGUUUACGCGAUUAAGUCCACAGUUUUCAUCCGAUUCCUUUCAAACUUGUUCAGUGUCUUUAUAUUAAUGAGGACUCGAAACCCUAUUGAAAAUGGGUUACAUCAGAGUAAAAAGUCCAGAAUUAUCUCCCCUGAAUUUGAGAAAAUUGUUAAAUAAGGCUUGUUUACGCAAUAAAGUCCACAGUUUUCAUCCAAUCAUUUCCCAACUUGCAUAGUGUCUUAAUCUGAAUGAUGAGUCAAACCCUAUUGAAAAUGAGCAAUAUCGCAGUUUUAAGUCCUGAAUUAUCUCCCCUUGAAUUUGAGGAAAAAAAAGAAAAUUCAGUUUUUUUAUGUGAUAAAGUCCAUAAUUUUCAUCCAAUUCUUGGCAAACUUGCACAGUGUCUUUGUAUCAUUGAGGACUCAAACCCUUUUUUAAAAAGAGCAAUAUCGUAGCAAUAAGUCCAGAAUGACUUCCCCUUGAAUAUGAGAAAAUUUUGAAAUCCCGCUUGUUUACGCAAUUAAUUCCACAGUUUUCAUCCAAUUAUUUCCAAAUUUGCACAGUAUCUUUAUAUCAAUGAGGACUUGAACCCUAUUGAAUAUGAGCAGUAUCGGAGAAAUAAGUACACAAUAAUCUCCCCUUGAAUUUGAGAAAAUUCUCCUUGUUUGCGCGAUUCAAGUACACAGUUUCCAUUUUAUUCUUUCCAAACUUGCACAGUGUUUAUAGCAGUAGAGAGAUUCAUGCCCGUCAUGGGCCUCUUGUUACUCAUUCGUUAUCAAGCUUCCCACAAUGCUUUAAACUAAAACAAAAUUGCAUUAUUUUAUGUUAAUAAAAAGCUGGAAAAGGCAGCUGUAGUUUAAAAAUUCGUCCAAACUUGUGCGAGUCUAUUGUGAACAUUUAAUAACUUGGCUGAGACACAAGCCAGGUCUUCAAACAAGGAAGCGUUAGGUAUGCAUGGACAAAAUGAACAUUGAAACACACACAUGUGAUGUUUGUCACCAAAAUGUGUAGCUCAAAUACUGUAGAAGUGGUGUAAUUCUUUUUAACGCAAUCAGCCACAUAUGUAAAUAACUGCUUGAAUUGUGUUGCACUGUAAUACAUGUAUAUUGGUAUAGGAAGUGCUUUGUCUUUAAAUAAUACUGCUUAAAUGUUAUAAAUUACACUGUUGCGAUAAGUGAGUUCUUUGUGCUAACUAAAGUAUAUGUUUCUAACAACAUUAUUUUUUGUUUUCUUUUUUUAUGCCCCCGGAUCGAAAGAUUGGGAGUAUAUUGUUUUUGGCCUGUAUGUCUGUGUAUCUGUCUGUCAUUCAUUCAUUCAUUCAUUGUGUGUGUCCCAAAACUAUAACCUUUGUUAAAGUUUGGUCAUAACUUUUUGAAUAUUGAAGAUAGCAACUUUAUAUUUGGCAUGCAUGUGUAUCUCAUAAAGCUGCACAUUUUGAGUGGUGAAAGGUCAAGGUCAUCUUUCAAGGUCAAAAGUAAAAAAUACAUUCCAAGGGAAGUAAUAAUCUUUAAAAGGGAGAUAACUUUUUAACCUGUCAAAUGAUAUAUUGAAAUUUUAUUU